Sinocyclocheilus grahami is the source of this 1278-nucleotide messenger RNA. Its product is annotated as GTP-binding protein RAD-like. Gene Ontology annotation, biological process: negative regulation of high voltage-gated calcium channel activity. The record is from RefSeq and is a predicted model, not a curated record. Gene Ontology annotation, cellular component: plasma membrane. The coding region runs from base 355 to 1278 and encodes 307 amino acids. The transcript has 6 exons. Lineage: Eukaryota; Metazoa; Chordata; Actinopteri; Cypriniformes; Cyprinidae. Gene Ontology annotation, molecular function: calcium channel regulator activity; GTP binding; GTPase activity.
CAUUUCAUGGCUGAAGUAAAAGCGGAACAUGAAUCAGCCCAUCGUCUAUGCAUUACACGCGCAGGGGAGGGAAGACCCUCUCUGCCGGACGCCCUCGCAGAAUGGUGAAUCACACGAGCUGGAUUCCGCCCCUCCCUCAAAAUGAUGUUACUACUACAAGAAAGACUCGUGAUUCUCCGCGAGGCAAGCCCUCCCUCGGGCUGACGUCACUCACGCGCAUAAAUAAGGGAUCCGGCUCAUCGCCGACCACAAGCGAAACCCUCAGCGGGAGAGUGACGGCGUUAAGCGGAAUAACUGGAAUUUUGACAUUAAACGGAAGACGUUGUAGACGCUAUCACAUACAGGUUUGGAGUCAUGACCUUAAACAAAGGAGACAAGUUGAGGAACAUGGACAAGAGGAGAGGUAGCAUGCCGUUUCCCCUCCACCUGCAGAACUUGCACAGAAGGAGCAUGCCGGUGGACGACCGAGAGCUGCGCUCGACGACCGAGGCUCAGCCCACCGAGCUGUCCAGCCUCAUGCGCUUCAGUCCGGCAGAGGAGCACAGGAACAGCUGCGUGUCCGACUCCUCCGACUCGGUCAUCUCGUCCGGCAGCGACUCGGACGCCCAGGUCUACAAGGUGGUCCUCCUGGGCGAGCACGGCGUUGGGAAGUCGAGUUUGGCGAGAAUAUUUGGAGGAGUCGAAGACAGUAACGACUGCGAAGAAACAGGAAACACAUAUGACAGAUCCCUCGUGGUCGAUGAUGAGGAGACGUCAAUCCUUCUCUAUGACAUAUGGGAGCAGGACAACAGCCAGUGGCUGAAAGAUCAGUGCAUGCGUAUGGGAGACGCCUAUGUCAUCGUGUACUCUGUGACAGACAAGUCCAGCUUUGAGAAAGCUUCAGAGCUACGAAUCCAGCUGCGCAGAGCUCGGCAGUCGGAAAACAUCCCCAUCAUCCUGGUGGGAAACAAGAGUGACUUGGUGCGGUCCCGAGAAGUUUCUGUGGAUGAGGGCAGUGCCUGUGCCGUUGUGUUUGACUGCAAGUUCAUUGAGACUUCAGCCUCGCUACAUCACAAUGUGCGUGACCUCUUCGAGGGCAUCGUCCGGCAAAUUCGCCUGCGCAAGGACAGCAAAGAAGAAAACGCCCGCCGGAUGGCCAACUGCAAGCGCCGCGAGAGCAUCAGCAAAAAGGCCAAACGUUUCCUGGGCCGUAUGGUGGCCCGGAAGAACAAGAAGAUGGCCUUCAGACAGAAGUCCAAAUCCUGUCACGACCUGGAUAGACAAGACGUGCUAAACUGA